AUGGGUGUGGUUACUAAGUUUUUGGUGCAUUGGUUUUUCAGAGUUUUGUCAUCACUUGGUCUAUUGCAGAAGGAGGUUAAUAUCUUGUUUCUAAGGCUCGAAAUUGUCGGCAAAACCUCUUUGCUUCAAAUGUUGAAGAACAAGCAGGUCGAUGCAGUUGUUUACUUGGUGGAUGCUAGCGACAGAGAUCGAUUUCCAGAGUCAAGAAGAGAAUUAGAGGCGCUCCUAUCAUAUGAAUCAUUGGCUAAUGUACCUUUCUUGAUUUUGGGCGACAAGACUGACAUUCCAAAUGUUGCAUUAGAGUAUGAGUUGCAUUACUACAUUCAUGUGCAAUGGCUUAUUACUGGAAACGUAAGAUGA
This is a messenger RNA of Lactuca virosa, 360 nucleotides long. Lineage: Eukaryota; Viridiplantae; Streptophyta; Magnoliopsida; Asterales; Asteraceae. The record is from the annotation of a GenBank genome assembly.